Molecule: messenger RNA, 2448 nt
Organism: Macroventuria anomochaeta
Lineage: Eukaryota; Fungi; Ascomycota; Dothideomycetes; Pleosporales; Didymellaceae
Product: serine/threonine protein kinase-like protein
Exons: 4
Coding region: 458-2425 (655 amino acids)
Biological process (GO): intracellular signal transduction; peptidyl-serine phosphorylation
Cellular component (GO): spindle pole body
Molecular function (GO): protein serine/threonine kinase activity; ATP binding
Source: RefSeq, a predicted model, not a curated record
GUUAGAGUUUGGACAUGGGCGUGCACAGUUUCUGGAUCCAUAUAGGACAUGUUUAAUCAAGGCUGGAAUGAUAUUUGGGUGUUCUGUAGCGACAAGAGCAAUGAUAACAAGACGCCAGAGCACGUUGUCGUGGUCGAGCCCGUACGGGACCACCUGGAUGUUCCAGCUAGAUCCUAGAAUGCCCAUUGGUUGCCAUGAGCAGCAGUAGCACAAAACAAACCACACCCCGCAACCACCAACAAAGCUGGCAGCAACAUCACCACAUACUCUCCACUUUAUUACCACAUUCUGCCAUUACUUUGUUGAAUUGUCUCUUCUGUAGACGUUUAGUUGUGCUUGCCUUUUUGCUUCGUCGCCUGCAUCGCAUUUCUGUUCACGGGCUGCGACGAUCGGAGUCGCCGACGUUCCUUCCCCGCGGUCAUUGCAUGUUUGCUCGUCAACGCAGCUAACGAGCAAUAUGGCUUCAGACACCAACGGACAGAACAUCCAACUCCCCAUACCCCCACCGCCGCUUCACACUCGCUCCAGUGAGAUGGACCGACCAGGCACGCCCUCUCAGGAGGCCUUCAUCAGCCCGCGCCAGACACCUCAGGGCAGUCCAAGUAAAAGCCACCAGCCGCCCGGCGCAUUCGACCUCCCUCAUGUCUUCGAGAAUGCUAUGAAGCUGUUCCCUACAAUGGGAUCGUCCACCAAGCAGAAGCCAGACACACCAGGUUCACCCAGCAGGCUGAAGAUUGGUACCAAUGUGGACCACUCAGCAGCGGACGUCACUACGCUUUCGGCAGGCAGCCCAACGCGCAAGUCGAACCAGGAGAACACACCGCCCGGCAUUCGGCCAGCUACACACAAGGAGUCCAGCUUUCUCACACAUGCCGCGCAAUCGCGACAGGAGCCAUACCGCACACGAGAGACAGAAGGUUCACAACGAUACUAUCCUGCACCACAGCGUCUCUCAGCCGAGGAGCUCGAGAAGGCUAGGAAGCCAGCUGUGAAGCGCCUGGCGAACGUAACCCAGCUGUACUUCCUCGACUACUACUACGAUCUUCUCACCUACGUGCACACCCGUCAAAACCGCCUAAGCCAAUUCAAGGCGCAGAAUCCUGCACCGCCCGAGACGCCCCAAGCCGAGUACGAUGGGGCUCUUACACAAUACCUAGGCCGCGAGCGCGCCAAUCUGCGCAAGCGGCGCACUCGACUGAGGCAAGGUGACUUCCAGAUUCUCACACAAGUUGGCCAGGGAGGCUAUGGGCAGGUAUUCCUGGCUCAGAAGAAGGACACCAAGGAAGUGUGCGCUUUGAAGGUCAUGAGCAAGACACUCUUGUUCAAGUUGGAUGAGGUCCGCCACGUUCUGACUGAGCGUGACAUUUUGACUACAGCGAAGAGCGAGUGGCUUGUUAGGCUUCUGUAUGCCUUCCAAGACGAGAAGAGCAUCUACCUUGCUAUGGAGUAUGUGCCGGGAGGCGACUUCCGUACGCUGUUGAACAACACUGGCGUUCUGCACAAUCGACACGCACGAUUCUACAUUGCCGAGAUGUUCUCGUGCGUCGACUCUCUGCACCAGCUUGGGUACAUCCACCGCGACCUGAAACCAGAGAACUUCCUCAUCGACAGCACCGGCCACGUGAAGUUGACCGACUUUGGUCUGGCAGCCGGUAUGCUUGCUCCUAUCAAGAUUGAGUCUAUGCGCAUCAAGCUGCAGUCAGUGAGCGAUGUCAUCUCGCCGUUCGGACGCCCGGUGGAGGAGCGAAGUGCGGCCCAGCGCCGAGACAACUACCGAUCUCUACGCGAGCGAGAUGUCAACUACGCGAAGAGCAUCGUAGGAAGCCCGGACUACAUGGCGCCUGAGGUACUCAAGGGAGAAGAAUACGAUUUCACAGUCGACUACUGGAGCUUGGGAUGCAUGCUCUUCGAGGCUUUGGCCGGAUACCCACCAUUCGCUGGCGCCACCGUCGAUGAGACAUGGCAGAACUUGAAGCAGUGGAAGAAGGUUCUACGCAAGCCUGUGUACGAAGACCCAUCGUACUUCUUGUCGAAGCGCACCUGGGACCUCAUUAUCCGCCUCGUUGCUUCGAAGUCCACUCGUUUCCGCGGCAUCUCAGAGAUCCACGCACACCAGUACUUCGCAGAAGUUGACUGGACAAAGCUGAGAGAGAAUAAGGCACCGUUCGUGCCAGAGCUCGACAGCGACACCGAUGCAGGGUACUUCGACGACUUCGGCAGCGAGGCCGAUAUGGCGAAAUACAAGGAGGUUCACGACAAGCAGGCCGCACUGGAGGCUAUGGCAGAGCGUGACGAGAAGAUGAACAAGGGUCUCUUCGUUGGAUUCACCUUCCGUCACAAGAAGACAGCGGACGAGAACGGCAAGCCUGCCAGUCCGAGAAAACCUCUGGGCGCGGUUGACGAGAACUUUGGCACCAUCUUUUAGUGUCACUCACGACGGCGCUCUCG